GUCGUCCAUGACAUCGACACCCUGACUUGUGACCUGCAACUGGAGGAGGACGGAAUGACAGACAGCUCUAAGACGGACACACUCAACUCCAGCUCGAGCUCCACCACCACCACCACCACCGUUUCCAGCCUGGAGAAGAUGAAGAUCUUCCCCGAGGACUUCAUCUUUAAAACCCUUGGGCCCAUCACCCCGGUCCCUGUCCAACCUCCUGCAGUACUGACUGUGCUGAGGAAAGCCCACCCGCCCUUACCACCACCAAGACAUACGCCGCUAAGAGCCGAGGAUCACAACAUGAAGAAUCUGCCUCAUCCGACUUUAAUGUUAUCAGGGAAUAUAUCCAAGGCUAAUGGGUCUCUUAUGAGGAAUGGCGGGGUUUUCCCGUUGAAAACCAGGGAUUUAUUCUCCUCCACGCCAUGUUUCCUUUUGGGUGACAGCGGAGUGCCUGAGUCCGGGCUUGUUCCUACAUUGCCCAGGCCCAUGCCCCUUCUCCGUCACGAAAAAAACAAAUGCCCAAAGGCCCCUGGCAGGGAGCCUCGGGAGAGGGAGCGUGUCCGUUUCAGCGAGACGGUCCAGUACCACGGCUACUGCCCGGACUGCGACCUCCAGUACGACGUGGACGACACAGAACUACACUUACAGGCCGAGCUGAGCGACUUGAGGCUUAGCCCGCUACACUGCUGCUCUUCCUCCUCCCCUCCUCCUCCACCUCAUGCUCUUCCUCAUGAUCUCAUGUUGGAAAACGGCGGCCUCCCGUUCAGCCACAGUUUCCCGCCGACGGCGAACCCUCCUCCACCUUUUGUGCCUCCUCACCCGCCUCCCCGCAAGCCCCAGAAAACAAUCCUUCGCAAAUCAACCACCACCACGGUUUGACACCGACUCCCCUGUUCUGUCUACCUAUCUGUCUAUUCUUGAAUCAUUCAUAGUGUUUUCUACUGUAAGAGAGAUUUUUCCUCCGGUUGAACUUUGGAUUAACCAAACACAGAGAGGAAGGUUUGGGAAAUAGGAAACAAAAGGAUGGAUGAAGUGAGUAGAAUAGAGAGGAAGGAAUUGCCAUGGGCGCUGAGACGUACACAGACAGAUCUGGAAGAGGCGGGCCCAUUGAGCUACUUGAGGUACAAGUGGAAGGGAUGCUUCUUUCACACUCUGAUCGAACGCGUGGUUGAUCCACCCCGGGAGGAGCCGGUGCUCUCAAUCAUCAGGGGACAAGUUCCUCUGGACAAAUUCAUAGUUUUUGGGCACUAAAGCCUCCAGGCACAUGUUACUGCCACAGAGGAAAAGAGAGAAGGCAGUCACAGUAUGCAACGACAUACAGACAGAAGGAAUUUGUAUAGGUGUGGAGGUGAUAUUUUUUGUUACUUGUAAGUAGUUGAAUUAGAGAUUAGAAAGCUGCUGAAACCCCUCUCAUCAAAAGUAAACAGGCGAGUUCAGAAGAAGAGGCAGAAGAUGGGGUGAUACGAUGUCAGCUAGUGUUUGAUUCAUGUCUACACAGGCGUUUUCUUCUGUGAAUACUCAGAUGGAUAUCAAUAGCUCCGUUCAACCGAUGGAAUUUGCCUUUUAGAAAUUGUGACUGUUUGUGUCUGGAGAGGCUGACAUGUCGGCCUGGCCGUCUGCAGAUAGUGAGAAGGUAACACUAUGUCAGUAGUUCCCAUAUGCACAAUCACUGUGUAAUUUAGAAAGGCUAAUGGUCUCAACAUGAAUGAUGACGUGGUCACUGAUCUGUGUCCAGACAUUGUGUUCAUUCCAUCUAAAUCUAUGUGCUCAGUUGAUGCCAUGCACGCUAUGUUUAUGUUCCACAGUAACAGGCAGACGUACGGUGCAGUGUGGUAUAGCUACAGCUUUAAAGGACCCUUGAAGAAGUAAUAAUUUGCAUCAAAUUUUCUUUGUAUACAAAUACACAUGGACAUGUUGGAUAUUUAUAUAUAUUUCAGACAUUUUUCUACAGAGACUUUAACAUUUAAAGAGAUGAUAUUUUUGAUAUUGCGUUGGAUGACUGAGAGGUAAUUUGACGAAAGCUCACAAAGCUGUGUUUAAUUUUUUUUCAGAAGGGCAGAGCAGGAUAAGUUAUUUAUAUUUACCAACAGGAUGUUGUUUGUAUGGAUGGAAAACAAGUGCUUCAGCAUUAUCACGUCGAGGAAAGAAAGAAAAUGUUGGGUGGAGAAGAGAAGCGGCAUAAACCAAAUACCUAGUUGUGCUUUAUCAGACAGGAGGCACGGCAAUGAAUGAAUGCAUUACUGACUCUUCACUUUGUACUGCCAUCACUGUGUUUUUCUAUGCAUUUCUGUGAAGAGGCUGUCUGUCGGUGAGUCCAACAUGCAGGGAGCUCUGCUUUCCAUAAUAAAGAGUUUAGAACUCCCCCCCCCCCACACCCCCAUCUCCUUAAAUGAUGAUCAUCAGGGUUAAUUCUGCAGUCUGUAUAAUCCUGAUGCAUUUUCAAGGUAUUACCAUGCUGCUUAGGCCGAUGAAGCAUUUUUACAAUUAAAUAUUCGUUCUCUCAUGCAGCAUUAAUCAAAACUAUUAUAUAACAUAGUGGUUUACAAGAAGAAAAUUUAAAUCAUAUAUAUUUAUAUAAAUAUAUGAGCAUUUUGCGAUGCAUACAGUUUCCCCCCCAUUCAGACUGGAGGCACCACCACCUUUAAGAUCCACUUCUUUGUUCUCACUGGACACAGAAACUGAACUCAUGACCAAAUCCUGCAUCAAUCAAGAAUCUGUUUUAAAGAUGAUUGGGAUGUCUCUAAAUGCCAUCGGUGAUAUUUUGCUGUUUGUCCACAAACUGUUGGAAAGAUAAUUGUGAAAAGUAAACACUUUGCACUUAAUGUCUGUGUGUCCGUGUGUAUUUUAUGGACUGGGCUAACAUUUCAAGUAUCCAGGGUGUUGAUUUUAUGUCUGCAUUUUCUGUUAUAAACUGUGCUCUUGCAAAUGAGUCCUUCAUAAUGUCAAGACUCUGUGAGCUGGGAGUGAAAUAAAGUUAAUGAAUCUGAUUGCGAGCGCAUUGCACGUAAUCACCAUUAGCAAAAAAGGCAGAGGGUUCAAACCUUUCAGAGAGAAAAACACAUUACAGAGCAUCAGCAGCUACAUCAGUUAAUUGGAGAUUAGUGUGUUGAGAUAGCAGGCUGGUGGUGUUAGGGCACUGGCUGUCUCCAGUAUAUAGUCUAAUGAAUUCACAGUGGUUUGUCAUGGUCACACACGCUAUCACAUCAGCCACAGCAGCCAGCGGUUCGGAUAGAGGGACUGAAAGAACAUAGAGGUCGUCUUCAGACUCGAACAUGACAAGUUCAUAUCUAUGAACUGGAAAAAAUCUGAGUUUUGAAUUCAUGGGUGCAAUUGUAUAUACUGGUAAAGCAAGAUUUUGCCAAAGCACAAUAAACCAACAGAAACAGUGUGGUAUAGUGGUCAGUACAACUGAAAUAUAACAAUGUAAUAAAUGAUUAAUCAAAUGUGUGUGGACAGUGGGUCAAUGUGAAAUAUAAUGUGAUGGUGAAGCCCUUGUAACAAAACAGAUACCUCCUUAACUCUGAUGUUCUGUCCUUGGCUGUUUAAAUCUAUUACUGCUACAGCAGGUCCACACUCUGACCCAGAGUAUUAUACAUAAUA
Messenger RNA from Platichthys flesus (European flounder), 3591 nucleotides. RefSeq names its product proline rich 16 (gene prr16). NCBI's taxonomy places the organism in Eukaryota, Metazoa, Chordata, Actinopteri, Pleuronectiformes, Pleuronectidae. The record is from RefSeq and is a predicted model, not a curated record. The transcript is spliced from 2 exons. Gene Ontology annotation, biological process: positive regulation of cell size; positive regulation of translation. Bases 55 to 870 code for a protein of 271 amino acids.